AUGCUUCAGGGAACACUUGAUAAUGUGGUGGCUUCGUCAGAGGAGCUGCAAGCAGCUUAUAAGAACGUAACUGCAGAUCAGCCGCUUACGUUGCUUCCUUCGAUCUUGAGGAGGGAGAAGACUGCGAGAAAUUUCUUAGACAGCGCCGAAAGGGCCAACCGCGAAAAGCGGGAGAGAGAGAAGUAUGCUGUGCUCCUUAGCGAUCUUAUCCGAGAAGCGGGGCUGCCGGUUGUUUCUGAGAUACGCAGCUUGAGUGAUCCCGAAGCUGCAUACAAGCGUUUGUUUGGUGCAAGGCGCAGCAAGACAUUGAGGAAUCGGUAUCGUUCCUGGAAGCGUUUCUCGCAGUGGCUAGCUGUCACAAAGGGAAGAUCUUGGCCCAGUGGGGCUGCUGAUUUGAUUGACUACGCGGAAGAGCUGUAUCAGGAUGGAUGCGGGAAGACAACACUUGAUUCCUUGCAAGCUGCGCUGGCUGUUUUGGAGACGGCUGGGAAAGUCGUGGAGACUAAAAGGUUGUCUACGGACAUACUCUGGACAUCAGCCUUGAAGAGUAUAAACUCUGACUUGUCCGGUGCGAGGCCGGCUAGGAAGAGUGCGGAGCUGCCUACGGUUGCUACUGUCGUGGCAUUGGACGUCCAGAGAUGUGGUUCAGCGGGUGCAAGGGCUGGUGGCGUCAGCCUUGUCACGGGCGAGCCAAGGCCGUACCUAGAGCAUGAGGCCUUGGAGCGAGUUUCGCAGCUUAUGAACUUGAUUGAUGGUAAAGGAUCACAUGUUCGCAAUUGGCAUGAUGUUUUGCGCAAGUCCAGUGGACCGCCAAGGUUGGGUGGUAAGUGGCCCACGUUUAUCCCUCAGGUUGACGAGGACGAGCGAGAAGGUCCCCAUGAUCCGGUGGCUCAGGGCCGUCAUGAGGGGGAUGAGACUUCGAAGUAUUUCAUUACUGUCUCGAGGAACAGUGGAUUCAGAAGGUUGCAUUUGAAUGGCUUUUGCUAUGUUAAGGCGUACAGGUGUAGCAAUGUCGUCUACACAAACCACUUGAGCUCCGAUCAGAUUGAUUCGAUUUGCAGAGAUUGCAAGCAUCGCAUGCGGCAGCAAGCUGGCGAGAUGGCUGUGUCAGAUGAAGACAAGAGGGCCGCCGUGGCCCUUGCCAACUCAGAUUUGCAGUACGUGCUUCAGGAAGCUGGGGCGGACUUGAGCACCCAGUAUGCCGUGUGCUCCCUGCACACAACGAUCAGACGCUUUCAGGCAAUCGCCGACACUAGGUCAGAGGCGAGGCAGGCCGCAGCGCGGGACUUCGGCUGCUCUUCGGACACAGCUGCAGGUCGGCAGCAACAGGCAGCGGUGGUGGCAGCAUGGGAGCUUGCCAAAGAGGUUUCGGCAAAGGAGGUGGAGCUUCGCGCUGAGUCCAAAGUCCUUGGACAGCCCAGGGUGCUUCAGGUUCAGGAGCGCCAGGCCAUGUUAGCAGCUGUCACAGCGGUUCAUGGUCGCUUGAACGAGGGCGAGACGCCUUCAGCAGAGUACCUUGCUCUCAAGGCCGAGGAGUGCGAGAUUAAUGAGCCGACUGCAUCCCCACUUGAUUGCAUCAGUGCCAAGCGCGACAAUCUUGAGAGCCAGCUUCAAAGCACUGUGGAUGCUCAGGGCCACAUUCGAAUCACAAAGGUUAAGCAUAAGCUUGAGGUGCCGGUCAACAGUGAGCACUACC
Symbiodinium sp. CCMP2456 is the source of this 1696-nucleotide messenger RNA. Lineage: Eukaryota; Dinophyceae; Suessiales; Symbiodiniaceae. The record is from the annotation of a GenBank genome assembly.